CAUGUCCAUACAUCUUGCGUUUGCAAGAUGGGUUUAAUACAUGCAACGAUUUUAAAGGCUUUUCUAUACAUUCUGCUAAACACGGCUUGCAUGCACUCUUAUAUAACUGGACGUGUACGCAUUAGAGUCAUCACACAAAACUUCCAACGAAAAUCACGGCAUAACUGUUCUCUGCGAUUAAGCAUCUAAACGUUAAGGGGUUAAACACGUGCGCGUUAUGAUGAACAAAACCGGACAACGGUGACAUCAAGCUUUUACUUGUCUCUUAGAUGGAGAGAGUAAGGCUUCUAAGGUACAUCUUUAGGUCUGAGUCUCUGAACGGAUGCGCGCCGACCUUGGAGUCUCCAGACGCGCAGAGGGGGAUUUUGCGCACUGAAAUCAAGCAGAGCCUAAAAGCGAAGACAGCGAGCUGACUAUUGUCUGUCUGACUGCAGUCCUGGCACUGGGAUACGGGCACGCUUGGCUGUGUUUUACUGCGCAUACUGACAACUUAAGACCAACAUUGCUCCGGAUUGAGUAAGGGAAAAUAUAGUCCACAGUUUAUUUCGCUUUGCCUGGAUUCUAAACUUAGAGGAGCGUUGUUACAACUGAACUGCUUAAUGUAGACGCUUCACUACUGUAGACGAGCCAAAGAGUCCCAGCUGCUUGGGGGAAAGUACCUCGACAUCCUGAGAGACGUUUUGAGAGGAUUUUAGGUCUCUUUGCUGAACGUGGAUUGAGAGAGGAUGAUCCCAGCCGCCUUACCGAAAUAAGUGAGGUAUUGCUUUUACGGAACGGUGAUCAUAGCGAUGUUUCAGUGCCAUGAGCGUCUUCACCUCUCCAAAUCUUCCAGAGAGGAUUUAAUCCCCGCUCAUCGUGAAUAAGUCGACAAGUCGUUGAAGAUGAGUCCUCUGCAAACAUUCUUGUUGUUUUUCCUCCUGCACCAGGUCUCGUGCAGGAAAGUGCAUGGAGGAGUCACAGAACUCAUCGAGUGGAGGGACAGCGAUAAUGAACAGAAGAUAUCUCCCACCGGGGCCAGUCCACGGAUCCUCAACCCCCUGCGUUUGUUUGCCAGGGGCUCCCCCGAGUUCAAGAGUAACAUAAGGGAAAUGACAUAUUUACACAACAUGGAGGACUUUUGGGACUGGUUAUCUAACCAGACAGAUGUUCAGGGCGCACAGGCCAGAACUAAGCGCAGACCCAUCGUCAAGACUGGCAAAUUCAAAAAGAUGUUUGGUUGGGGAGACUUCCACUCCAACAUCAAGACUGUCAAACUCAACUUGCUGAUCACAGGAAAGAUUGUGGACCACGGGAACGGCACCUUUAGCGUUUACUUCCGCCACAACUCCACAGGUUUGGGGAAUGUGUCGGUGAGCUUGGUGCCACCUUCCAAGGUGGUGGAGUUUGAGAUCGCCCAGCAGUCCACACUGGAGACCAAAGACACCAAAUCUUUCAACUGUCGCAUUGAAUAUGAGAAGACGGAUCGCAAUAAGAAGACUGCCUUGUGCAGCUUUGAUCCAUCCAAGGUGUGCUAUCAGGAGCAGACGCAGAGCCAUGUGUCAUGGUUAUGCUCAAAACCCUUCAAAGUCAUAUGCAUCUAUAUAGCCUUUUACAGUGUAGACUAUAAACUGGUCCAGAAGGUAUGCCCUGACUACAACUACCACAGUGACACACCUUACUCCUCAACAGGGUGACCUAGUAGUUGUUAGUCUGCAUCAGCCUUUUGUUUUAUCUUCAAAUAAUGUAAAUGUCAAACUCUAAACUCCUUAUCCCAAAAUACCUAAAUACCUGAGACAUGUUGCAGGAAGUGCGACUUAUGAAGGGACGCACAGCGGAGGGAUUUGGUGAAACUUUUGUAUAUACUACACAAAUACACAAGUUUAACACUUCAGAUAGUUAGGUGUACAGGGACUUGGCUUUAGGGGUUGGCUUGGGAUUCCAAAGGUAUUUACCAACCCUGGAAGAAUCCACCACAUCACAACAGCACAUGUUCUCUGUAAACCACGGGUAUAAUUAGUAUGUUGUCCAGAUGUUUCCUUCAAGGCUAGACUAUAGGCAUGGAGCCCUGCUGAGUUGGAAGCGUGUAGCUGGCUUCUGGAAGAGCUGCACUCAUGCCAACAUUUUCAAACAAUUUUCGAACCUUGUUUAAAUAGUAAUGAGACAAAAUAUGACAGGACUUUAAAUAAUGUUAACAAUUACAAUACCUAAACAUUAAUGAAGCUAUUCAACGGGGCAUAAAAUGAAAAAAGAAUCCCAUUUGGAAGAUCACUGCAUUAAGAAUGAUUAGUCAAAAUGAUCAUUGCCUUUGAAGUGGCGCUAACAUCCAUUUAUACCUGUUAACAGAACACAGACAGGACAGUCUCUAUUAUUUCAAAUUAUUUUGAUCAAUGGAAUUAUUUCAUUAAGGAAUGAAUAAUUAAUAUGGUCUUAAAACUGAUCUGUUAUCGUUCUUUUGUGGGGACUAAAAUCAAGUGACUUGACUGAUUCAAACCAAUUCCUAAAGUGCUCAUGACAAAAUAAGUCCAUCCAACUAAUCUAAUGCAUAAGAAACCUGAGAGCAUGAUCAUACAUUACUAACAAACUGUAUGUAGGCACCUAUCCUAGCUUAACACGGCUGCAGCCUUGUUUGCGCCUUAAAAUGUGUUGGUUUUCUGCUACAAUUAUCAUAAGGCAUGUGUAUGCUAAACUAGUCUGAGAUCCAACAUCUGUGUUUGCAGGAUGCACUUUGAGGCAUCAGCCUGCCUAGUGAGCCCCACAGUGGAUUAAUGUGUCAGGAGAGGUGGGGAGGGGGAAGCAAUAAUUGCAGGACAGGUGGAUUUAGUGAGUCUGGCAGACAAUUAUCAGCACUUUGUCAUGGUUCUGCCACCAGCCCUGACAUUACCUGUCUUUAAUAGGCUUUAAUUAGCCUGGGAAAUUUCAUUUACCAAGAGUGGAGAAACAAAAAGGUGGGGGUGAAGGCAAAAGUACAAAAUCCAUCUGCAAUUUUAAUGAGAAGAGGGACUAAAUUUGAAAUAUAAGACAUUUCCCAAUAGUACAGCAGGCUUAAGUUGGCUGACUUUGUGUAAAAGUGGAUAACAUCCAGUCCUGUAGUACAUGGUGUAAUGUGUUCGACUCAGAAAUCACUCAAAGUUUUUUUUUACCAUUCCCACAUUAAAUGGCAUGAGUUUUGUUAUCUGGAGAUACCCAGGGUUUUUAGGUUAGGGCAUGUGCCACUAAAGACAAAGAAUACGUUUCUGUUAGCGUCAUUUUAUUGGAUGUAUCUCACGUCUUUCCACUUCAGCUGUAAAUGAUUCCAUCACCUUAUACAUGAGGUGAGGUGUACGAUAAGGAACUUAACUCGGAGCUGAUCUAUGUUGAUGUUUUGGUUCUACUCCUUUGUGCAAAUGCUGUGUGUUAAUGUGUAAAACUAAACGUGUUUAUUGAUUAUGGUUUCAAAGUAAAUGAUGUCAGAUUACCCUAAUUUUUCCAGACAACUAUAUCAAGUAUACUGUACCUUAUUUUUUGGUGUUUGUUAAGAAAUAUCAUGUAGAUAAAUGUCAUAUUUCAGCUUAUGGUUAGAUUGCUUUGAUUUCAUUUUUUGUAACUGCAGAUUGUACCCAGUUUGAUUUCUGCUUGCUCAAAAUUGUUUCAAUAGUUUCCCUUGUAAAAUAGGAGUAAAAGCUCUUCUGUGUAUAGUGUAAUUACACUUUUCAUUUUGGAAUAUUUGAUUUCAGAUUUUGUUAAAAUGUAACUGUAAAGAUCAAUUUAGGUUUUUAUGGCAUUAAACCUUAUUUGAACUUGGCUCAAAGCAUGCUGUCACACCGAGUCAGGUCUAGUCUGUUGGUGCUCGUAGUUGUCUCGUUUCAUUCCUGAAAGGACUUCUCAACAGGAUAAACACACAAUUUUAAGAGGUACAUUUCAGGGUAGCUUUUUAAUGGGCAAUAAAUCUGUGUCCACAGGCGUGGAUGAUACCAGAGGUACACCUCAGGGAGCACAUCCAUUUUGCCGUGGCCAUCAGGGACAGGGGUCUUUUCAUUCGCUUCCAUUACUCUUAUCUGAUCAGGGUGAGGCACCUACUCCUUAUAGGCAUCAAGUCACACUACGCUUUCCUGCUGCAUGCAUCCAAAUCCCCUGCAAAACUACACGGAAUGUUAACAUACAUUUCACUUCUCAGCAUCCAACGCUUAUUUCCGACAAUCAAAAUAAAGAGAAAAAAAAAAUUCAAUUUUGACACUGCAGGCAUCUCUCUCUUUCAAGCUUUAAAGUUAGUAGAGGAACGCGAAGGAGGAAGAUAAAAGGUUGGAGAGGCGUCCUAAAGCAGAGAUGGUAUCAGGUCUUUUCCUGGGAUCUGUGCUGAGAGGGGCGGAUGAGGAUCAGCGAGCUGCUGAUGAAGACUUCUCUUCCAGCAGAAAAGAGUGGCCUCACAUUCACUUUAAUUAGGGCUUGUGCCAAGCAUUCACACAUAAAAUAGGGGAGGAAAAAAAGCACGUCUUUUAUGUGCUGAACAAAGGUUCAACAUUUAACAUGGCACUAUGCUAAUGCAGUUAAAGCACAUUUUCUUUUGAUUAUCACAGUGGUGUUGUUGUCUAAUUAUUAUUUUUUUCAAACGAGAACCCCUCAAAAAGAAAAAAAAGAAAAAAAAAAAAAAUCACCCCAGCCUGAUACCUGCACCCAUUAGUACAACCAUUAAAAGAAACUGUGUGGAUAAUAACCAUCCUUCCUUAGACUGAAAUCUCUUCACAUUGAGCUCAACAUUCUCCAGUUAAAUCAUAUUUAAAAAAAAAAAAUAAACCUAGGCCACUUCAGACUGCUGGAAAAUGUUUUAAUGGGUUAAUGCAGGCAUUCUUGCAGACAACAACUUCAUCUUUUUGUCUUUUUCUUUUUUUGCUUCCAACGUUUCAACAUCUCAACAUGACGCUGAAUGAUGAGUAAUAUCAUGUAAAAAUGAUGCUACUCGUAAUUUACAAAAUCCUCUGAAGUGUCUGUCACGCCACAACAUACAAGACGGACCGAAUAAAAAUAACAACCCCUCA
Molecule: messenger RNA, 4991 nt
Organism: Oreochromis niloticus (Nile tilapia)
Lineage: Eukaryota; Metazoa; Chordata; Actinopteri; Cichliformes; Cichlidae
Gene: nxph2a
Product: neurexophilin 2a
Exons: 3
Coding region: 882-1673 (263 amino acids)
Molecular function (GO): signaling receptor binding
Source: RefSeq, a predicted model, not a curated record